Molecule: messenger RNA, 1359 nt
Organism: Castor canadensis (American beaver)
Lineage: Eukaryota; Metazoa; Chordata; Mammalia; Rodentia; Castoridae
Gene: Lst1
Product: leukocyte specific transcript 1
Biological process (GO): immune response; dendrite development; cell morphogenesis
Cellular component (GO): membrane
Source: RefSeq, a predicted model, not a curated record
AAGCUGGGUGUGGGCAGGGAUUUGGUGGGCAAAACCAUGAGGGGGGCACACCCCAGAGUGAGGUGAGGCUAAAAUGAAGGGAGGCAGAAUAUGGAUUAGAGAUUCCGUGAGCUCUAGAGGAAUCCUCUGUCCUCUGAGACUUGUCCUCCUAGCCUCAAGACUCUCCAAAGAAGUUAAAAAUAAUCCACUUCUGUACCUACAGCCCUCUUGACCAUCCUCAGGCUUUCUGCUCCACCUGGGCUACUGCUUGCCCACCUCCCAGCAUUCCUCUUAAACCUAGAAGGAUCCUGGUUUCAGGGUAUAUUCAGUGCAUCUGGCUUUGUGGUGAAGUUAGCAACCCCCUUGUUUGCCCUCAAACAGGAACCAGUGGUUGAGGAGCAGGAAGAGCCUGAGGGGAAGUUAUAGGCCUCAGACACUCCUCCUUGCCCCACUUCUCCACAGCAAACAAAUAGGGUCUCCCUCACUGAGUGCCAACAACUGGGGGCACGGGACUCCCUCCUCUCUACUUUUCUAUCAGUCCCCACACUCACCUUAACCAUGACUCUCUCCCUCUAUCAGCCUCUCUCCAUCACCUACAACUAUCCAGUGCUGGAGAGGCCCCUCCUGCAGACAGAAGGGGGAGGGAAGGAAGGCGACUCUGGAACUGGAUAGAUCUGAUCUUGAACUCCAGUUGUUGCACUUCUAGGCUGGUCCUUAUUCAAGUCUGGGCUUGAGUCUCAGGCUAGGAAAGGAUUACUGUCAUAACUUACGCUGUUAUGAGGGUUAGCAGUGACAAGUCUAAGGUGUCCAGUGCAGGCAUAGAUGAGGCUCCUCCGCUAAGGGGAGGCUUGUAAUAGAGGACCCCAUGCUUCACAGAUGAGGAACUUGAGGCACAUGAUUAGCCCAGGCCAUUAAGCCUAGCAGAACAGCUACUAGGCUUCUUGACCUCCAGAGCCAGUUCUCAUUCCCAGACCAUGUCAGAUUGCAACAGUCAAUGGCAGUUGAACAUGGACCAUCAACCACUCUUUUGGGGCUUGGGGCUGGGAGGGCUUCUGCUUCUCCUUGUGAUCAUUGUGUCCAUCUGCUUGUGUCGGCUCCAUCGGAGAGUGAAGAGGCUGGAGAAGAGCCAGGCCCAGCUCCCAGAGCAGGAGCCCCACUAUGCAUCUCUUCAGAGAUUGCCAGUGUCCAGCAGUGACCACGUCGAUGGAGAAGGGGAAGGCAUAAAGGAGGACCCCAGCACCGACUAUGCCUGCAUUGCCAAGAACAGAUCCACCUGAGCACCCCAAAUAACUCCCUCACCCCAGGAAGGUCGGCAAGGCCAUCCUGUGGUUCUUCCAGUAAAGGUCUCAUGACUUCUAUGUCUCAGACUUCUCAGUCCAU